AAAAAAAUAUCCGCUCCAUUGGAUCCGACUCCUUAAACCUUCUCUGAAUUGUCACACUCCUUAGAGGCUUAGACAGAGCAAAGGCGAGGAAGAAGAAGAUGGUGAAAGCUGUCGUCGGAGAAGAAUCACGGCUAAAGUUAAUCGAAGAUCGGCUCAGCCAAGCCGCUGUUCCCUCUCAGGUAGGUCUUGUAAUCGGGAAAUUGAGCAAGAGCUUAGACAAAGGCUUCGUUUUCGAUUUAAUUCCGACUCCCCUGAACGACGCUGGUGAACCAGCUUCUUCACUAAUUGAGAGCGGUAAAGAUGAUGGAAAUAAGAAGAAAGGUUCCAAAAGCAAGCCUCAAUCCGACUCCUCGGCUUUGGUUAUCGACAGAGAUUGGGUUUCCGAACACGCUCGUCAGGUCUCGAGAAUGCUGCUUGGUGGGAUGAAGGUUAUUGGUGUCUAUAUAUGGGUCAAUGAAAGCUCCUUCAAGAAUUCAACAAUUACACUUUGUCAGACUGUAAAAGGAGUCUCUGAUGCAGUGCCCUUUAUGGACACUGAUAUGGAUGAGAGACUGCUCAUCCACAUUAGUUACAGUCCCAGAAGAUGGACCUGUCGAAAUUGUUCGCUGGCUUCUAACAUUACAUCAAGUAGUUUACGGCCUUGUGAUUUCAAAAUGGGAAAAGUUUUGUCUUCCUUGAAAGAAUUUAGGUGCACAUAUAACUUUGAUAUGAGGUAA
Molecule: messenger RNA, 716 nt
Organism: Coffea eugenioides
Lineage: Eukaryota; Viridiplantae; Streptophyta; Magnoliopsida; Gentianales; Rubiaceae
Product: protein odr-4 homolog
Exons: 4
Coding region: 99-716 (205 amino acids)
Biological process (GO): intracellular protein localization
Cellular component (GO): endomembrane system
Source: RefSeq, a predicted model, not a curated record